Messenger RNA from Mollisia scopiformis, 1156 nucleotides. RefSeq lists its product as uncharacterized. The record is from RefSeq and is a predicted model, not a curated record. Bases 207 to 1043 code for a protein of 278 amino acids. NCBI's taxonomy places the organism in Eukaryota, Fungi, Ascomycota, Leotiomycetes, Helotiales, Mollisiaceae. The transcript has 3 exons.
CCGAACACGAAGUUUUGUGGCAAGGUUUCUUCCCCUCGCAGCACAUCCAAUGUUCCUCUCUCGAUUCUCAAAGCAGCUUGCCGUCACCUAAAGUGAUAGAAGUCCGUAAAUCUCAAGAUUUUGAGUUCAGGUGGUACAGAGUGGCAGAAAGCAUUGGGUUUGAGUGCCUACCAGUGUAAAAUUCCAGUGGAGUAUGGCGCGUUGGAAUGUUACGAACGUUGAGAAGGAGUGAGAGAAAUAUUGAAAAAGGUCCUUUAUCUCUCUGUAUCCUCUCCAUUCGUUUCUCAUUCAAACGCUCCCAAUACAUCAAAGUUAAGGUCACGACUUCCAAAAUGCACUUCACCUUCUUCUCUCUCCUAAGCACUUGCUUCCUCCUCCUCCUUCAACUCACAGCUACCCGCGCUUCCUCUCCAACCUCUAUAAACAACAAAACCCCAACACCAACCUACCCCUUCACUCUCGCCGCCUUCUACUCCCCCUACCCACCCGGCUCCAACGCAACCGGUUCCUAUGGUGUGAGCGGGAUCUGCGUCCGCGCAUUCGGCGGCUCCUUCUGGGUCAACUCUCAGAACCAGAAACCCGCUACUAGUUGCGGAGAUUUGAGAGGGAAGGCUUGUCCAGCCGGGAACGAGACGGUGCUUUUCGUGGAUGCGUUUGGGCAGGCUUGGUUGGAUUCUGCGGAGCCGCAACAAGUGUACCUCGAUACUCGAACCGGCGUCUUGAGUUAUGUGACUUCGGUCUCUUCUCCUGCGAAUACGAUGAGUUCUGGGGCGUUGGUAUUGAACUUUCUGCAUCUGGGUCAGGGAACUACCGUUGCGGUUCCGAUCCCUGGUGAGCCGGGCUAUUAUAACACUGGACCUGGUUCUUUUAAUUGGGGUGGAAGUGAUAAUAGCUAUUGGUUUCUGUGUCCUAGACCGGGACCGGGAUAUCAGGUUAUGAAGUAUGUUGGAGGGAAUGAGAAUUGGAAUUUGUGCUUGAGUGGAAUUCAGUUGGUUGCUUUGGAUUGGGCGGGAAGUGGACCCGCUGCUGGGGAGUAUCUUUGAAAUGUGAAAGGGGGAAUCGUGGGAUUGGAUGAAUGAGUAAUGAUGGGAGAGAUGAUGUGAUGACUAUGAGAAGCUUUUUGUGAUAUCCGAGGACAAAUUGAUUUUUGACAAUG